CGCGUCAUGACAUGGCAGGCCGCGAUGUAAACAAAACGCGAUCGCCACAGCAGCGCAACACGGGCUAUGUAAUAUUUAUUUCCGUUGAUUUCGUUCACUGAAAACCAUCUCGCGGCGCUUCUGGUCGCGUGGGAAGCAGAGCGAAAGGGAAAUUCGGAAAAACAACCGAAAAAUAAACACGGAAAAGAAAAACUAUUUCGAAACUACUUUUUAAGAUUAUUUUUUACUCGUGUGGAAGAGAAUAAAAAUAAAAUAUAGACAAAUAAAUAGUAGUGAGCAAUGCGUGAGUGCAAAGGAAAUACUUUACUGUUUUUGGGUGACAGGAAUGUAAAAAAAGUUAGUGGCAUUUGGAAGGGUCUCCACAUCACCUUCUACGUGGCCAUAGCCAUCAACGCAUUCAUAUCAUCCAUGUCGGCAGGAAACAUGUUCCAGACCUUCAAAUACAACUGCAUCCUGUUCUGCACCGAUCUGGUCUUCGAAAGAGAAACCAUUCAAAGCGAUUUUGUCAACUCGACCAAAUCACCCUCGCCAGAACUCGGAUUUGUCGACACCACCGAAAACGCUCUAGAUCUGAAUAUCACAACAGUGAAACCUGAUGAUGUGGAAAAGGAAACUGUGAUUUUCAAGAACGACUCGCAUGUUUAUUUAAAAGAAGACGGUGCUAUAGUGUUGGUGAGUGCGAAGAUUGAUGUGAAAAAGUCACGGUUCGCUUCUCAUUCGUAUUGUAACUAUGUGCUGGGUGUUACAUUGAUCACGUUCAUUUUUUCGGCGUUUUGUAUCAUUAUUUUGGCGAUGUGUUCCAAAGGAGGCAGAGGACCAACGAAUAAUACUCUAAAAAAACCGCAAAUGAUGAUCUAUCCCAUCCUGCUGUCUUCAAUUCUUCUUGGUGUGAUCAACUUCAUAGCAUCGCUAUUUCUGAAGAAGGGAAUAAGACAGUUUUGUGAAAAUUUUGAAAUGUUCUCUGGUGAAAAAAGGUGUAACUCCCUCAUCAACAACUUUACCCUGCACGAAAGGCAAGUUAAUUUCUAUUUGCCCUACUUCGUCCUCAUACACACAUUUGAUUUGACAAUCGUCUUCUUCGGCUGUCAAAUAUUGGUGACGUUACUCAGGAUCGCGUAUGCCGUGGAUUAUCAACUGUACACACUGGAAGCAGUAGUUGGAGAAGGCAGUCAACUAACUCAAAAAGAAAAAGAAGUCAGUCUUUAAUAACUGGCAAGUCUCUUUUUUUGGUGAAGAGAGUGUUAACUACAAACUGUCAAAAGACUUUGACACGGUGAAACAGAAAGAGAAGUUGGGGAUUGAAAAUUAUAGAUUUUUAAAACUUAGCACAGAACUUUAUUUCUUGGAAAAAAUUCUAGGUUUGUCUAUAGGCUUGGUGCAUUCCCCGCCGGUGCUGCCACCAUCGGAGAAUAUCGUAAACACUGGUUUAAAUAGCGAAUAUACCAAUGACUAAAGAAUCCAAGG
Messenger RNA from Sitophilus oryzae (rice weevil), 1464 nucleotides. RefSeq lists its product as uncharacterized. The transcript has 4 exons. The coding region runs from base 280 to 1206 and encodes 308 amino acids. Lineage: Eukaryota; Metazoa; Arthropoda; Insecta; Coleoptera; Curculionidae. The record is from RefSeq and is a predicted model, not a curated record.